AUGUUAGGUUCAAAGGGCGUUAUUGCGGAAAGUUUUGCUGAGCUCAUAAAAUGCCUGUGGUCAACGGGCACAACGGAGAAAGCUAUCUAUCCUUGUGACCUCAAGCAGCACGAUGCUCACGAUUUGAUGAUGGCUUUCCUCAAUCUUCUCCACGAGGACCUUAACAAGGUUCAGCAAAAACCCUACAUCGAAUUAAAGUAUGUCAAUGGCCGUCCCGACGAUGAUGUUGCGGAGGAAGUCUGGACAAGGUACAAGAAGCGUAACGACUCCGUUAUCAUUGACUUAUUUUACGGCAUGCACAAACUGACGGUCGUCUGUCCUGUCUGCAACUACACAUUCCGAGCCUUCGACCCUUUCGCCUCACUGAGCCUACCCCUCGACGUCGUCCCCACAAAUGCCAUUAUAUUUUGCUCCAUUGGCAAGUUACAACGUUCGAGAACCUACUGCCUUAUUUUCACCGAGCCCGGCGACCAGGAGAUUGCUGCAAGGUUUGCUAUGGCACAAUAUUAUAUUCCGGUUUGUUUUUAA
Dibothriocephalus latus is the source of this 528-nucleotide messenger RNA. NCBI's taxonomy places the organism in Eukaryota, Metazoa, Platyhelminthes, Cestoda, Diphyllobothriidea, Diphyllobothriidae. The record is from the annotation of a GenBank genome assembly.